Molecule: messenger RNA, 2741 nt
Organism: Tympanuchus pallidicinctus (lesser prairie-chicken)
Lineage: Eukaryota; Metazoa; Chordata; Aves; Galliformes; Phasianidae
Gene: CD86
Product: CD86 molecule
Exons: 9
Biological process (GO): negative regulation of T cell proliferation; immune response; cellular response to lipopolysaccharide
Cellular component (GO): external side of plasma membrane
Source: RefSeq, a predicted model, not a curated record
UCAGACAAGGAAAACGUGUGCAUAGAAUCUGAUUUCAAAUUAUUUUCCAAUGAAAUUUAAUGGGUAAUAGAUAUAGGAUGAAUUUUUUUUCCCCAGACAGCUUCUUUUUGAAUGCCAUCUGUAAAUUGUGAUUCAGAGACAAGAGACUCAAAUAUGAAUAAUGUUUGGUCUACGUCUGGGCUUUUGCCUACAAGCAAAAUCCAAGCAACAGUUCUCUUGAAGACUGGGGCUACACGGGAGUUCAAGGAUACCAGAUACAAUUCCCUUUGGUUGUGGAGGAAGAAUUUUGCUUGCAGAGGCAGUGGAAUGCUUCAUGACCUUUGGACCAAAGGACGUGUGGAAAUCCUGAGGGAUCUUAGAGCCCCCAACAUGCAGGCAGUCCUGUAACCACCAUCUAGAAGACAGCAGCCAGGAAAUUCUGUGAGACCUUUGAGACUUUUGUCUUCAGCUCCAAAGCUAACCCAUAAAGAAAGGCAUAAAGAAAGGCAUGGAGAAAGUGUUAUCUGUUGUGGAUUUUUCAUCAUGGAGGUCUGCAUAUUCUUUCUUUUUACCAUAAUACUUCUCCCAGGUAUUGCUGCCAAUGUACAUCACGUGAAGUCAUUUCUCAAUCACACUGCAUACCUAUCUUGCUAUUUCCCAAACUCUCAGAAAACUGACAUAAAGAAUAUAAUAGUUUUUUGGCAAAAAGGUACUGGUGAAGUGGUACACGAAGUUUACCUUGGCCAGGAAAUAUAUGAUCACCUUAGUCCUAAAUACAUAAAUCGUACCAAGAUGGAUAUGGACAAAUGGACUUUGCAAUUGUUAAAUGUAAGGAUUGUGGAUGAGGGGCUGUAUAAAUGUAUUAUUAUGCACAUGGACCAGGGACCAAAAAAGAUCAUACACGAAUCUGAGUGCUUACUGCACAUCACUGCCAACUAUAGUCAACCUGUGAUAGCACAGCUACACAGUGGGGAACCAAAGCCCAGUGAGAACCUGAAUCUUUCCUGUUCUUCCAGCGGAGGUUAUCCAGAGCCCAAGCAGAUGAUUUGGAUAAUUUCAAGUGAAAACAUAACAGAUAGGCUUAUACAACGCAUGGAUGUCUUACAGGAUGCUGUAACAAAGCUGUAUAAUGUUACCAGCAAGCUGAAUAUCCCAGUUCCUACAAAUACACUCACUAAUAUUAGCUGUUUGCUUCACCUUGGAGAGCAGCAGGGGAGCCUUACCUCAGUGCCACUAGUCAUAGAGAUACAGGCAGAAAAAAUGGAACCGGUGAAAGUAAAUUUCUUUGGCCCACUUAUAGCUGUAAUUGUACUGAUCACACUUCUUCUGGGUUUUUUGAUAUUGAAGAACAGAAAUAUCUCAUCUACCAGCCAGAGUGUCAGUCUCGCAGUCUAAAAGGUAUCCAGCUUGAAAUAGAGGCCAGCAGCUAUAGACUGCUGACUGGGAACCAUUUCUGCACAUAGUGAGGUCUGAGGUCCCAUUGUUUCAGAUGCCGUGCCAGAACAAGAAUCCUCUCCAAACACCCUGCAGAACAACAUGUAAUAUUUCCAUCUGAUGACUGAAAUCCACUGUCCAGUGUUCUUUGCUUUUAUUUUUGCUAUAGAACAGUAGCAAAUACAGUACUCUAUCUGUCUCUAUGAGUUUUUUCUACCCUUUGGGGAAAACUCUCCUGAUUUAAUGGGCUUUUUGGUUGAACAACUGUCAGUGUUCACCUCAGUCUUCUAUAUUAUUAAUUGGCACACACACGAAUUUUCCUGGCUCCUGGUGCAGUUACUCUGGCUGCAGUCCUGAUCACUAAGAGGAAAUGCCACCUUGGACCUUCCUGCACUCAGUGGCUUGAUUCACUUCUGAAUGGACCAAUGUGGUUUUACCUUCUGUGGUACUACCUAGAUAUAAAGAACUGAAUUUAGUGAUCUCAUUAAAUCUGGAAAGAGGAGAUGAAAACUUUGCCAUCCACAUGCCACAAAAAAAAAGAAAAGAAAAGAAAAAAGAAAAAAAAAUAAAGAGAUCUUUCUUCCAACACAAAAAUGUAUUUAGCAACUGGACAGGUAGGAAGAUGGUGAGAUAUGAAGGGCAGAAAUCUACCCACGUUGUCAACAGUAACAAAUAAGAAGAGAAGCAGAGCAAGCCACUGCUCCAACUGUUAUAAGUACAAAGUAUCUUAUUUUCAUUGUUUUCUUUUGCUUUGUUUUUUGCUGAGACUCCUUCACCCUUUGACAAGGCCACAGAAAACAGCCUAGCACUUAGCAGCACUACUCUCACUGUGGCAGAUUUUUUAAGGGCAGAGGCUGACUUGGAAGAAUCCUGAGCGUCUGCAUAAGGAGAAGCUGUUUAAACGUCUAAGCGCUCCUCAAGAUCCUGCAGUCUUCAGUUGUAUGGUUGUGUUUGACACCUGUGACUGUUUUGCUGUAUCUUUCAUUAUGCUCUGUGACACUGUAAAAUGCUGUCAGUGAGAGUCAAUGAAGAGAGCAGAACAGCAAGGAUUGCAGAAGUGAAUGUCUCAGGAAUAGAGUUGGGCACUAACCUGUGAAUCAUUGACCUUGCUGAAAAUAUGAUCAGAGUCAGGGUAUUUAAUCAUGGGCCAUAAAUGCUCUGGGCUUUGUACCAGCAACUUUCUUGUACAUUCCAUGGUAGAAAAAGGAACUUAAAGACACUGCCCCACCUUCUGAGAAAAGCCAUGAAAUUUCCAUAGGGCAUUUAAAACUAGAAAUAACUGAAAGAAAAAAAUUGUUUUGAAUGUAAUUUUUUGUUAUUAUACCUUU